Leptosia nina is the source of this 675-nucleotide messenger RNA. The record is from the annotation of a GenBank genome assembly. Lineage: Eukaryota; Metazoa; Arthropoda; Insecta; Lepidoptera; Pieridae.
AUGAUUGAAAAGGUGCACGGGCUCCAUGCGACAAGCAUAACCCUCAAUGACCGGUUCACUUUCUUAGCCGAAGCACCAGGCCGUAUUAACAAGCCUAAAAAACGCAACGUAUCGCAGUCACUAAACAAAGCCUACAAUUUAGCUAAUAAGAAUAUUAUUCAACAAAUAGCUUAUCACUUGGAGCAAGCUAGUAAGCAAACUGUGAAGCAAGGACUGGGCCUGCGAAGGUAUGGUAGCGAAAGUAACUUGUUUGACCAACGGAGAACAAACAGUUCUGGCAAUCUUAAGUCUGUAACAGACAGAGUCUCAUGGAGACAAUCAUCUAACAGCCUCAGUUCAGCCAUUUUAUUUAAUAACUUUGGGAGCACAUGGAGAAGAUGGGGCUUCAGGAGACGUGGUGCACGGGUGGGGCUCACUCGUGAAAGGAUCAGGGGCAAAGGUGGUCAACAGCAAACGGGAAAGAUGUUUCAGAAUACUCCUCAUACCAUGAGAAGAGGUCACUUUCGUGGUAGGGGUGGUUUCAGGGCACAGGGAAGAGGAGCAAUAACUCCGAAGAAGACUGUGCCCACCAAAGAAGAGUUAGACUUUCAGUUAGAACAAUACAUGUCGAGCACUAAGUCAGCUUUAGACAAGCAGUUGGAUGAUUACAUGAGAGUUGCAAUGGAAUGCGAGUGA